AUAGCAAACAUCAAUCUCUCACCCAUCAACAAAAGCUUUUCACAUCUCUCUCACACACAAACACAACCUUCGCUUUCCAAUCGAGUUCAAGAUGUCGCCUGCCUUCAAACCCAGUUACACCGAUGACGACUAUAUCGUAUACGUGACGGCAGAGGAUCGAUCAGGUUCCCAGUCGAAUGGUGAUGCUGAUCCAUCCCUUUCCAUUGAUCAUCUGGUGGUCUCAGUUACUUGGAAUGUCAAGAGAACCUACUAUUCUGAUACUGACCUCAACAAAAGAUGGCCAAUCAGAGACCUCGAUGAAGAGCACGCAUUCGAUGGCAUGCUAUUACCAUCACCACUAGAAUCAGAACAUUCACUGCGAUUGCUUAUAGGCACCAUGACAGUUGAUCAUAUGAUAAACGAGAAAAUACCGUUCCAGUUCCUUGGCCACAGGCUGCGCUGGAACGAGCAUUCUUCUCGCUCUGCAGGCACCGCAGACGAAGAUCAAUGGACACCAUUAGAAAGCGUACGUGAUAUGAUUCACAAAAUAUCCGGUGUUCUUAAUGGCAUGGUUCUCUCAGGCCGCAAGAAGAUGGACAUUCGUGUGACAUUUCAUAAGCAAAUUACACUCUCUCCUCAACAAUAUGAAGCAGUGGCUAGGCGAGCUAGGAGACUUUGA
Molecule: messenger RNA, 658 nt
Organism: Prunus mume (Japanese apricot)
Lineage: Eukaryota; Viridiplantae; Streptophyta; Magnoliopsida; Rosales; Rosaceae
Source: RefSeq, a predicted model, not a curated record